CCUAAUGGAAAAACACAUUUUCUUAAGUUUGAUGGCUUUGGUAUGAACAUUUUUGUUGCAGCUUCAUUCAAUGUCAGAGAAAUUUUCUGCUGCAAGAGAACAGAAAUCUAAAUUUGAUGUUCAUUUGCCUAGAAUGGUGCCUCUAAGCACAGAUAGCUCUAAUCUUGAGGAUGCGCAUCCUAUGUUGAUUGCGGCACAUUUACCCCAGGAAGUUAAAUUACCAACAGACAGACAAGUUGACAGUCUCUGUGGAACUCCUAUUGUUUUCUCUAAUAAAUUGAAAUCCCUGCAAGCAAGAUCAGACAGAAUUGAAGACAAGGAUAGAGCAUUGCAGGACUCACAUGUCACACAAAUGGAAUCGGAGCAAAGUCGAAGUACAGAUUUGAAAGUUGAAUGGGUCGAACAAUAUGAACCUGGGGUGUAUGUUACCUUCACAAUUUUGGCAAGCGGGCAGAAGGGGCUCAAGCGAGUGAGGUUUAGUCGGAAGCGAUUCACAGAGAAGGGAGCAGAGCAAUGGUGGGAGGAUAAUCAGCUUUCGGUUUACCAAAAAUAUGGAAUUGAAGGAUACUUUAACUCAAACCAAAAUCAGUGAAAGAUCAGUGAACUAAUUGUACCUAGCUAGCUAAGCAUGUACAAAUAGUAAAGAGUUGGUGCUUGUAAAAGCGCAUGUUCACUACUUUGACAGAGGUUUCACCAGCUUGAACGACCAUAAAUAGGAUGGACAGUCACUGUCAACCUACAAGUUUUGAGGAAGUAGCCACUGUAAAUGAAAUUUCCUUUGUAUUUAAUUAAGCAGCAAAAGGGUUCAGAUAGGGGAUGUUUCCCAUGUACAGUUACCAUGAGUUUGCUUGUUUUUGUUUUUGUUUUGUUUGUAAAAUUAGGUUCAUGUCAUGUGGUACAUGCAUUUUUAUUAUAUUGGCAAUGGAUUGGAUGGUGGGGCA
Molecule: messenger RNA, 941 nt
Organism: Durio zibethinus
Lineage: Eukaryota; Viridiplantae; Streptophyta; Magnoliopsida; Malvales; Malvaceae
Source: RefSeq, a predicted model, not a curated record